Uloborus diversus is the source of this 420-nucleotide messenger RNA. RefSeq lists its product as uncharacterized. NCBI's taxonomy places the organism in Eukaryota, Metazoa, Arthropoda, Arachnida, Araneae, Uloboridae. The transcript is spliced from 2 exons. The record is from RefSeq and is a predicted model, not a curated record. The coding region runs from base 1 to 420 and encodes 139 amino acids.
AUGGAUCAAACCUUGGAAACUACUGAGGCAGUAUUAACCAGUACGCCUGUAAGUCAGUACAAGAAAGAUACUACAGAUAAUCAAAGAACUACCACCUCACCGAUGAGCACAGAACCGACAACCCAUGAAAACCCAACGACCGAUUACAGUACUUCAACACUUCGUACAUCAACAUCAUCUCAUACAACUAUAGAACCUCCACAAAGUACAACCUUCUCAUCCACUUUGGAUGAAACGACUACUCCAUACGGCACGACAAUCAAACCUUUUUCAACUACUAAAGAAAGCUCCAAAAACAUUAUUGCAACCAAGGCCAAUGCUGAGACAGACAUGGAAGCACCAAGCAUCUCACUUCCUUACAAAGCUGCGAAAUCCAGAGACUACAUUCGCUCUCAUUGGAUGCUUAGUCAAUCUGGAUGA